Messenger RNA from Patiria miniata (bat star), 1716 nucleotides. RefSeq names its product acyl-coenzyme A thioesterase 13-like. The transcript has 3 exons. NCBI's taxonomy places the organism in Eukaryota, Metazoa, Echinodermata, Asteroidea, Valvatida, Asterinidae. Bases 36 to 506 code for a protein of 156 amino acids. The record is from RefSeq and is a predicted model, not a curated record. Gene Ontology annotation, molecular function: fatty acyl-CoA hydrolase activity.
GCCCUCUCUUGGCCAAUCAGAGAAAUUGAUUCAACAUGGCAGCCUCCGGGAGAGGAGUUUCCGUGGAAGUGCUCAAGCAAAUCUUGAAAAUGGUCACCACGGGACGAAAUUUCGACAGAGUUCUUGAGAAGGUCAAAAUUGUCUCCAUGGGUCCAAACCAGUGCAGCUGCGAGCUGACGGUUGGGGAGGAACACGUUAACGCACAGCAGAUAAUGCAUGGAGGUUGCAUGACCACAAUGGUGGAUACUCUGACGUUGGCAACUCUGGCCAAGGAAGUUGGACAAUUUGGAGUCAGUGCGCAGCUCAACAUGAGCUUCUUUCGAUCAGCCAGUUUGGGAGAAAAGAUCACAAUGGACGUCAACGUCGUCAAAGCCGGCAAGAGUCUAGGGUUCACCAAGGCAGACCUCUUCAAGUCCAACGGAGAAAUCCUGGCUACAGGGAGUCACAUCAUUUCUUUGGCAAAGGGUAUAACCAUGCCGGAGUCCUUCUUCGACAUCAAAGAAUGAUUGAUGCUGUAAAUGAUGGUCUAAAAUUCAGAUGCAAAGUGCAAUGCAAAAAAAAUGGAUUUGUUCAUGGAACAUGUUCAACAUUGCUUUAGUAGGGCAGAGAUGUAAGUCUUCAAGCAAUUGACCUAUCGCGGUAGAAUUGCGUCAACGCAGCUUGUUAAAUAUUGUCUAAUUACAUGAUAUGCAAAUGGACGCGGAACGCGCAAAAUCUGAGACAAGCAAAACUUAGUGUGUAAAAUUCCAUAGUGUUGUCUAAGGGGCGUGGCUAACUUGCCAACGGUGAUAGGCCAAUUGCCUGAAAUCAGGCUUGAACAAAUUGUAAAUAACAUAUUGACAUCAUACAUGUUUGUACAUGUAUACCUGUAUACCUCAAAUUUCAGGUGAAAUUUCAGACUCGACCUACAUAGUAGUUCAAUUGCACUGCGUGUGUAUUGAAAGUAGUGUCUGGUACCUGGACUGGUCUCUGUUUCUGCACAUUGUCUCUACAGUCAACUGUCAUGCCUCCAGACUUCUGCAAAUUCAUCAGUCCAUGUAUUCAAAAUGUUGGCCAUUCACCAAUGCUUAAAACACUCAACAUCACUCUCUGAUGCUGAAGUUUGUAGGAAACUGAGGUGCUAAAAAUACUCCAGGAAAUACUCGGGGAAUUUAUUUUGUAAAGAAUUUUGUUGGGCAAAUGUAAUAUGAGUUUGUUUUGCAUAUUUUUUCUUCACUGAGUUGAGAGUUGAGUAUGGUGUACAGGGUAGUUACAAAUACACCCAACUCGAGAUCCUCUCAUGCAAAACUGUCAAAGUUAAGAGUUUCUGAUGGGAACAAAUUCAUAUCAUGGUUAGUGCCAGAAGUGUCAAGAUUAUACAUGGACUCAGGGAUGUUAGACUUUGAAUUUUAUUCUCAUAAUUUGAACAGAAAGGAAAGCAUAUGUCAGUGUGUUUUUGUAGCAGGAUUUACUUCGGUUUAAAGAGGGGAAGUUUUGUAGUAGAACUAGUUUUCACAGUGGCAUUUUAGUGCUGCUGAGGUUAACGCCUUUUGUACAUGUGUUUUCUCCCAUAUCUCUAUUUCAAUAUAUUUUUAAAUACACAUAUUUAAAUAUAGAUUUGUUUGUUGAGCAGCUGGAAUGAAACCUUUUGAAGAAUGAAACUGAAAUUGGUCAAUUAUUUCUCUGAAAUUGAAGCACUUUCAGGUAUUUUAAAUAAAAAAUGUGAAGUCUGUCAAA